Microcebus murinus (gray mouse lemur) is the source of this 3638-nucleotide messenger RNA. Lineage: Eukaryota; Metazoa; Chordata; Mammalia; Primates; Cheirogaleidae. The record is from RefSeq and is a predicted model, not a curated record.
AUGGGCCUUCAGAGAGGCUCAUGGGAGAUCUACAUGUGCAGUAAGCAGGCGCUGCGGAGGCGCGGGGACUCGCGGCGCCGCCAGGCCGCGCUCUUCUUCCUCAACAACAUCUCCCUGGACGGGCGGCCCUCCAGCCUGGGCCCGGGUGGAGAGAAGCCCCCGCCGCCGCCCGCCGAGGCCCGCGCGCCCGCCCGCUCGCCAGGCCCCCGCGCCCCGGGCCUGCUCAGACCCACGCAGGCGCCCGCCGGCCUCGGCCUGGACGGGCAGCGCCAGAGGAGGCGAGUCACCUCCCAGCGCUGCUCCCUCGAGUUUCUGGAAGAUGCGGUGGGAUGCGCCUCAGUACAGAGAACCAAACACACCUCCGGAUCCCCAAGACACAAAGGCCUGAAGAAGACGCACUUCAUCAAGAACAUGCGGCAGUACGACACCAGGAACAGCAGGAUCGUGCUCAUCUGCGCCAAGCGAUCGCUGUGUGCGGCCUUCUCAGUCCUGCCCUAUGGAGAGGGCCUGCGGAUCAGCGACCUGAGGCUGGACGUCCAGAAGCAGCGGCACCCGUCCGGCGGCACUUCCGUUUCCCCCGAGAUGGUCUUUGAGUUGGAAGGCGUUGAGCUGGGAGCGGAUGGCAAGGUCGUGUCUUACGCAAAGUUCCUGUACCCGACCAACGCCCUGGUUGCACACAAGAGUGACGGCCACGGACCACCGCCCCCCCCUCGGCCCAGCGUCUCCUGGGCUCUGCCGGGCUCCAGACACAAACCUGUCCCCGCCAAGUCGGCGCCAGCAGGCACAGAGCUAGGGAGCGAUGUGGGGGAUGCCCCGGAGUACAACCCCGACCUCCUGGACGACCCGCAGUGGCCCUGCGGCAAGCACAAGCGGGUCCUUAUCUUCGCGUCGUACAUGACCACGGUGAUAGAAUACGUGAAGCCCUCAGACCUCAAGAAGGACAUGAACGAGACCUUCAGAGAGAAGUUCCCGCACAUCAAACUGACGCUGAGCAAGAUCAGGAGUUUAAAGCGGGAGAUGCGGAACCUCUCCGAGGAGUGCAGCCUGGAGCCCGUGACGUGUCAAUGGGUGUCAAUGGCCUACGUGUACUUCGAGAAGCUGGUCCUGCAGGGCAAGCUGCACAAGCAGAACCGCAAGCUGUGCGCCGGGGCCUGCGUGCUGCUGGCCGCCAAGAUCAGCAGCGACCUCCGCAGGAAUGAAGUGAAGCAGCUCAUCGACAAGUUAGAGGAAAGAUUUCGAUUCAACAGGCGAGACCUGAUUGGGUUUGAGUUCACAGUGCUCGUGGCUUUGGAACUUGCCCUGUACCUUCCCGAGAACCAAGUGUUACCUCAUUACCGACGCCUCACCCAGCAGUCCUAGCCCAGGCCCAGUGGGGGGGUUCCCAUGCGCGAGGCCGCAUCUGCUGGCCCCAGAGGUGACCCGGGCACUGAAGCCCCCAAGUGUCACCAGCCUUUUCUGCACCCGCCCAGCAGGGACACGCCUGCCCUCCGGCUGGUACAGCUCUUGUUUCUUUGCACUGUUUCCUUGGAAAGGGUCACUGCUUUCAUUCCAAAGUGCAACACGCCUCUGAGAGUCUCUCUCAGAAUAUUCCUGGAGUUUUACAUGAACUAAAUGUGCAGUUUUGUCACUGUUCCUUUUUUUCCAUGUGCCCAAGACCAGUCUGGCACCAGGGCCUCCAGUUUACAUCCCGACUUUGCAGGACUUGUGUCCCCCGGGCCUUCUGCCAAACCUUCGCAGCCCCCGGACUAGCACCAAGGGGAGGUCUGGGUUUCUGGACCUCACUGAACACGCUGAAAUUGCUGUUUAACUUAAGCAUUCAUCGUGGGUAUUCUGAUUGUUCAAACAAAGAGAUGCAGCACCACAGACUCCCCGACAGCCACCACGCUGCUGGCCCUGCCCCCUCAAGCAAAGCCACUGCAGAGCUUUCUCCACCUGCCUUGCCCAUGUCGGCAGGUAGAGCUUUUGGUGUCAGGCUUGUUCUGAUCUCAUUUUGGACUCUCGGACCUCUGCUGAAGCAUCACGUCACUGUGAAAUCCUGAUGCCCUGUGUGGUACACCGGGAGGGCUCAGCCGACCCUCACCUGUGCCAGGGAAACCCAUUACCUGUGACACUCUGGGCCUUCAGGACAACUGCUGAUUGCUGGUUCUAGACUCUUGAUUUUCCUAAGCAAUAUUGUGUCGGAGAAAAAUAACGUAUUUAUUAUAAUUUAGGAUUUGGUUUUGAGGGCCUUCUUUUUUUUAAGGUUAACAAAAACUGGUUAAAUGAGGUCUGAAGCUGACUUGAAAAAACACUUGACCCUCCACUGAGAGGCCGCUGACCCCUCACACCCUCCAUUGGUCAGUGUCAGGACCUCUCUCCCUAGGCAGGAAGUGGAUGCUGCUCUACCAGCUCAGCCAGGGCAGCCCACUGAGCCAAGCAGAGGUCGCUGUCACUGCGGUGCAGGUCUGUGGCCACAGCUCUGUAGGACCCCUCUUCAGCUCCCCCAGGUUUGUCUCAAGUCCUUGCACAGUGAGUUUUGCACGGUCCAGUUCUCCAGCUAGCUCCCCUGCCAGAAACUCUGAAUAACCAAGGACUUUUGAGUUUUCCUUCAUAGCUCAGCUGGUCUCAAAAAUGGCCACCAAGCCAUCUUUCCUGUUAUCUUACCAACCUGCCUGUCACUGGGCCAGGGAGGGGGGCUCUGGGGUGACCCCCACCUCUACCCCAUCAAUACCUUACACUGUUUGUGUGGACUGGUGCUUCUGUGGAAAGGAUGACAGUUCUGCUCCUCGCAGAACUCAGGCCACCAGCAGCUCCACCAGAUAGCUCCCAGUAGAGGUACCAGACAGCUGCCUGCCCACCCAGCCCUCUCUUCCCAUUGCUGUAGCCACUCGCUGGGACCCUGAGAACUAGUAUCUUACAAGGGACCGGUGCCUGAGAAGACUGCAGGAUGGGUACAGGCUCUCUUCUAAUAAGCACCCUGUCCUCAGGCCAAGGAUCCCCUUAAACCCAAGGUGCACCCAGGAGGAAAGGACGUGACUGGGCAGCUGCUAUGCCAGGUAGAAUGCUGGGCCUAAGCCCCAGGCAACUUUCCUCUGAAAAGCAACCUCUCCUGCCACCAAGAUACUACCUGGAGGGCACCUGCAUGGCAUGAACACCAUAAGGGACUGACUCCUAAAAUACUCAUUCAGGUUUACAACCUACCUUUAAGGGACACAUCUCCAUGGGACUUUCUAUACAGACAAUAACAAGAAAGGGGCCAAUAAGCACAGUAAUUUAAGUUUGUAGAUUUAUGUAGCGAGGUUAAGUCGUUUUACCAACCAGUCUGUUUGAAGCCCUCCCCUUCAGUUAUGUCCUUUUUAAAGCUGCCACUGGAUGGUAUUCAAAAAUUACUGCAACAAAGCCAAGAGUUAAACCAAACAAAGCCUGAGCCUGUCACCCUCUAGAACAAUGGCAGGUAUCUGAGCUGUGUCAAAGGUGUUCAGCUGGGCUACGACCAAAUGAAACCAAACCUGGUGCCACUUCCUCAGCACCUGGUGGCAGUCAUGGAUGUAAAUGUGUGAAGUGAACAUCUGACCUCAGAAUGUUUGUCAUGGAUGUUUUUAAAUGGAUAAUGUAUUUGUGUUUUAAAGUAAACCCUGGUUUUGCAACAUAAAAAAAAA